Cercospora beticola is the source of this 1605-nucleotide messenger RNA. RefSeq names its product bestrophin family protein. Gene Ontology annotation, molecular function: chloride channel activity. Lineage: Eukaryota; Fungi; Ascomycota; Dothideomycetes; Mycosphaerellales; Mycosphaerellaceae. The record is from RefSeq and is a predicted model, not a curated record.
CACGACCGCCUCGUAUUCUCCUCAAGCUCACGAUCUCAGUUGAUAAGCGGGCCAGGCAACACCAGACGUGGCAUCGGACUGGUCACCAGCUGGGAAUUGAGAUCGAGAGUCUGCCUUGGUUGUUUGGCUCUGGCCCGGGUACAGGUCGUGCAUAAAACGUACAUGGCGUCGCGAUAAGCACAAAGGAAAGAAACGUACUCAAGUUGAGGGCCUGGACUUCAAACUUUACCUCCUGUUGGACUUGGAUCAACAUGCCUACGAACGGACGACUACGAGGCACGAGACGCCAUGUCGACACCCGCACGCCGACAUUUCCUAAUUAUCACUCUUCAAGAAAGAAGCCGCGAAGAUGGCCGCUUGUGAUCCGGUUCAUCAAAGGCGCCAUUCACCUCGAUAUUGCUCUCCCAGUCGCAUUACACGCCAUCAUUGCAGCUAUCGUUUGCUGGUGGGAUGCCACGAAAGAUGGGAAUCUCGGGAUCCCAUCAGCCACUGUCCCCAGUCUGAGCAUAGUCGUUGGUCUCAUGCUGGUCUUUCGCAACUCGACAUCUUACGACCGUUUCUGGCAAGGCAACCAGCUCUUCACUACCAUCGAAACGAACAUCCGAAACCUCACGCGAUCGUUCCUGGCUUGUUCAUACAAAGCUGCAGGAGCUCCGCCAACAGAAGCCGAACGAGCAGACACUGAACGUACAGUCCGCUUACUCCUCGCCAUGAUCUACGCAGCGAAAAACUCCCUUCGAGCAGAAUGGGGACAAGAAAUUCCUUUUCUCUUACCGCGUACAGAAGUCGAGCGACAUCGCAGAGAAAGUGUCUCGGUGUACAAACCUGAGUAUGACGAACUGCUUCCUCCAGGCACUAGAGGACAUGAAGAAGCUGGUCUUGCUUUGAUCCUACAACUCAGUGUCCAAGUGGAAAGCUAUAUCAAGCGGGCUCACGACAGAGGCUGGUUUCACAGUCCGCAGGCAUCGCAAUUGACUGUGCAGCUCAAUACUCUUGUCGCAGCGUUUGGAACAAUGCAGACGAUACAUUUGACGCCUUUACCUGUUGCUUAUCUGAUCCAUACGCGGCAAGUAUUGGCGCUGUUCUGCAUCGUCUUGCCAUUUGCACUUGUGAAAGAAAUGGGCUGGUGGUCAAUUCUGCUUGUCAGUAUUGUGUCUUUCACACUGUACGGUAUCGAAGCAAUUGGAGCACAACUUGAAGAUCCGUUUGGGUACGACAGGAACGAUAUCAAAGUCGAUGCAAUUGUGGAGGAUCUGAGGGUGGAGACUAUGGUCAUGUUGGAGAACUGGAAGAGAGGAGGGGAUAUGUUCUCUUUGCCUGCUGUUGCACCGCAUAGGGAGAUCGUGCCUGAUGGGAGGGAUAGGAACCAACGGCCGAGUCUGGAAGGGAGGAAGAGGAGUGGAUUGGUGAACUUUUCUGACAGCCCAGGGCGGGACUCUGCGCUGAUUGAUUGAUUGAUUGAUCGAUCGAAUGACUAGAUUAGAAUGGUGACGUUUCUUGAGCGAUAGAGCAAAUGUUAUGAGCGGGCUUGGUAGCCUGCAUGCGGCUAUAGAUGUGUAGGAGGCACUUUCAACAUCUGGUCCAGAAUUUCGUGCAAGCUAAGCG